UAAACAGUGUAACACUACUAGUUUACAGGAACUGAGUAGGUUAAUCUGGUAAACUGAUUAAGUCAGGCAUCGGAUCCAAUAAUAACUCAGUUUGGCUCUCUGUAAAGCAUUAUUGCUGUAAACUGACUUCUUGGAUCUGCCUUGAAAUGAAAGCGGGUGUGCUCCACUGUCGAUGUGCCAAAUGUUUCUCUCUGCCAGUACGGAAGCGGGUUCGAAAGCGUCCAUCUGCCGUGACGCUGCUGUCUCUUCCUGAAGAACUGCUGCUAUGUGUCCUCCAAUGCCUCUCCGCUGAAGAUCUGCUCGCCAUCAGAGCGGUACAUUCUCAUCUUCGUGGUAUUAUUGAUAGUAAUUCGAGUGUCUGGGCUCGAGUUAGCUUCAAGGACCGCUGGCCGGCCCCACGUACUGUAUGGCUGUUUGAAAGAGCUGCGGAAAAAGGAAACUUCGAAGCCGCUGUGAAACUAGGAAUUGCGUAUUUGUACAAUGAAGGACCUUCGCUCAGUGAGGAGGGGCGAGCUGACCUGUGCGGCCGGAUGGCAUCUCGAUACUUCAGUCUGGCUGAGAGUCUCAGGUCACCGAUGGCCGGCCCCUUCAUCUGGCUGUUCAUCCGCCCACCGUGGUCCAUGUCCGGCGGCUGCUGUAAGGCCGUUGUGUACGACCACCUCAAAGCGGAAUGUGACACCAACCUGGGGCGGAAAGGGAUGUUACUACAUUGUCUGGCUAGAGUCCUUCAGCUGUUUGAUGAUGAAGAGAAGCGGGCUGAAGCUGUGGCCAUGUUGGAGGAGUCCGCCGUUUGUGGUAAUGUUCAGAGUUCUUAUCUGCUGUGGGAGCUGAACUGCGGCGCGUCGACGGCUGAUCCCGGCAGGUAUCUUCAGUGUGUGCGUACACUCAGGGACUAUGCUGCCAAAGGAUGCUGGGAAGCUCAGCUGUCAUUUGCGAAAUCUUGUGGCACGUCAAAUCCUCUGGGUCUGAAACCACGGGCCUGCGCUGAACUUGUGUCACAAUUCUUCCUCUCCGGCCCGAAACCAAUGCGACGACCGCAAGAACUGCAGGGACAGGACAUCACCACUAAGAGGUACAUUCUAGUGGACUGGUUGGUAGAGGUGACCACCAUGAAAGACUUCUCCAGUCAAGUUCUGCAUGUAACCAUUGGAUGUGUGGACCGUUAUUUGGGGCUCAGAUCGGUACCCAAAGCUCAACUACAGCUCCUGGGCAUUGCCUGCAUGGUCAUCAGCACACGAUAUAUCAGUAAAGAGAUUCUGACCAUCCGUGAGGCUGUGUGGCUCACAGACAACACCUAUCAGUAUGAAGACCUGGUGCGAAUGAUGGGGGAGGUCAUCUCGGUGUUAGAUGGAAAGAUACGGACCCCUACAGUGUUGGAUUAUGGUGAAGUGUUGUUGUCUCUUUUGCCCAUGGAGCGGCGCAGUGCUCACCUCUUCAGCUACAUCUCUGAACUCUCCCUCCUUUGCUCACCUCUGACUGUACCUGGCCCGGCCCAACUUGCCAGCGCCAUCCUGCUUCUCACCAGAGCAUUGCAUAACUAUGUUCCCAUUUGGCCGACCCAGCUGGAAGAAAACACUGGUUUCUCCAAGCUGCAUCUGGUGUCCUGUGCAUUAUCACUCUACAUCAAGUGUUUUGGUCAAGAUGUGCCCAAAGACUUCAGACACGUGUCUUUAACUGGAGUCAAACAGAGGUUUGAAGAUGACGCGUACCAGCAGAUUAGCAAAGAUACAGUUAUGUGUUUUAAGGAGCUCUGUCAAGUGUUUGAGGUCCCAGAGGUGGAGCCGCAAGUGGAGGCGUCCAACGCUAGCGGGCAGCUGACAGAAAUUCACACGUUCCUCUCAUCACCCGCCAGCAACAGUAAGAGGAGGCGAGAGGACAGCAUGCAGCUGCACAGAGGCAGCUUCCUGGCCACGCCCACUGCUGAGCUGUCCACUCAAGAAGAGAUGCUGCUGGGAGACAUCCAAGACUGGAGCCUGGACACUUCCUGUUCUGGAUACGAGGGUGACCAGGAGAGCGAGGGAGAGAAGGACGGAGAAAUAUCGGCCAUGGAUGUGCAGAUGGAGCUGCCCAUUGAGUCUGGUGAUUGGCAGAUGCAUUGUUGCGCGUUCUCCAGUGACGACGACAGCCUUUGUGAGGAAAACAACAACAACAAUAAUGAAGAUGCAACAGGCGGGAGCAGCAGUCGCAGCAGACCCUGGCUACGCCACCUGUCCUCUUCCUCCUCCACUUCCUCAUGCCUGUUCUGCACGGACCGCCACAGCUCUGGUUACUCCUCCAUCCAAAGCGUGCCCAGUCCGUCCGUUUCUUCAUCCGUGGUUCCUUGCGUCUUCUCUGCCCCUGGCCUACCCCAGAAUUCCGCUUCUGAUUUCCCCCAGAAUUCCGCCUCUGGUUUCCGACUGCUGCUGCCACCCAUGCAAAGAACUCGUCAUCAAGUAAAGAGGAAAAACACAGCUGCACACAGCGAGGGAGAAGCGGAAGGUGGCCAGGAGAAUGAAGACGAUGGUGCCAACAUGGCGUUCCUGAGCUUGUGAGCGGAGGUGGCAAGCAGGCUUUGGCGGAAAGCUGUUGUCCCUUUACACAUCACUUCCUGGCCUCCCAUCCAGAAGCACUUUCAUUCAUGGGUGCUGAUAGUCUUUAUCUCAGAGGGUUCACACACCAGCUUUCAAAACGUCCCUUUUGUGGAAGGUUGUGGAAAAACAACGGUCAUGUUUUUUGUCCAGUAAUGCAUUUCACUUGGAGCCCAAGGUGGGGGCGGGGGCACACUUUCCUUGAACAUUGCUGACGGCAAGCAACAUGAUUAAUGCCUGCCAAUUCAAAGUGUUCAAAUCACUGGAACUGUCACUGCUUUUGAUGUCUUGUUAAUGUGCUAAAUAUUUCAGAAUUUUUAAAUACUUCUGAAUUAUUAAAUCCAGACUGUUUACAACAAUCUCACAGCCCAAGGACUAUUUCAUACUUUGAAUGCAGAUUUUCCUUCGUGAAAAUGUUCUCCGAGUUACAUGCAGCUAAACGAACUUUAUUUCAAACUAUGAAGUUUCAUGUCAUUACAUGCACUGUCCGUACAAAACUGGUUUGUUUACACGUCAUUUCAGGGCACAGAUAUGUUUUUUCUUCAUGUAUCUUGAUUAUUUAUCGCAAAGUGGAUUAAAGUACUCCAGUGUUUUUGUAUUGUGUUGUGUUAUCUACAUCUUUUGUCGUGCUUAUGCCAAAGUUUUUUCCAAAGCUAGCAUAUUUAGCAUCUGUUGCAACAGUCCCGAAUCUAUUAUUGUAUGAGCGAUUGUAUGAAACGUUUUGCCAGCAUUUUAGCAAAUAGAUGGACGUUUUGCGAAAAUGCCAGUGAAACGUUUAUGAAUUUGUUUCUAGUUUUUACUAGCAUAGCUAGCAUCUGCCACAACAGUCCCGAAUUCAUUAUCAUACUAGCAAUUUCAAAAACGUUUUAGCAAAUAGAUGGACGUUUUGCGAAAAUGCAGGGUAAAAGUUUACGAAUUUGUUUCUAGUUUUUACUAGCAUAGCUAACAUCUGCCGCAACAGUCCCGAAUUCAUUAUAGUACUAGCAAUUUCAAAAACGUUUUAUCAAACAGAUGGACGUUUUGCGAAAAUGCCGGCAAAACGUUUACUAAUUUGUUUCUAGUUUUUACUAGCAUAGCUAGCAUCUGCCACAACAGUCCCGAAUUCAUUAUUGUACUAGUGGUUUUGCACACCUUUUGUCAUUGUUUUUGCAAAUAGAUUGGCGUUUUUUUUUUUUUUUUUUUGCAACUACGCCGGUGAAACGUUUAUGAAAUCGGUAGUAAAAUAAUGGAUUCUUUACCAGAAGCGUUUUGCAAACAUCCUGAUUCUGAUACCACUGAUAUUUUGACCUGUGAAACUGAAAAACCUACAGUAAAUCUGUAACAAUUUUUUGUAAUCUUUUUUUAUUUUUAUUUAUUUUUUUAUUUUUUACAACGAAUCCAAUGCAACAGCCUAACAAUGUGAUUGUUUGACAUGCUUUCCGUAAUGACCUCGAGAGCACUUUAAAUGACCAAAUGCUGGAAAGUGAAACGUUGCUUUGUAACAAGACUUGAUGUUUUAUGGCGAACUUUAAUAUGCUUGAACAAUCAACCAUAUGUAUAGUUGUGUUAUACAGUAUUCAUCUGGUAUUAUUACAAUACCUGUGUUUGAGGUUAUGACACUAAAAGCAUUAAGUUAUUGUUGUUGUGCAGGUCUUGUUCAUACUGUAUGUCGAACAUCACUACGGAUUACGACUGUAAAUAAUUAUUCCUUGUUUAUAACUGUAAAUAAAUGUAUGAAGCUGUGAAAGGCUUGAACACUAUAA
This is a messenger RNA of Myxocyprinus asiaticus (Chinese sucker), 4309 nucleotides long. RefSeq names its product cyclin F (gene ccnf). The record is from RefSeq and is a predicted model, not a curated record. The coding region runs from base 147 to 2531 and encodes 794 amino acids. The transcript has 17 exons. Gene Ontology annotation, cellular component: nucleus; cytoplasm; cyclin-dependent protein kinase holoenzyme complex. NCBI's taxonomy places the organism in Eukaryota, Metazoa, Chordata, Actinopteri, Cypriniformes, Catostomidae. Gene Ontology annotation, molecular function: protein binding; cyclin-dependent protein serine/threonine kinase regulator activity. Gene Ontology annotation, biological process: regulation of cyclin-dependent protein serine/threonine kinase activity; mitotic cell cycle phase transition.